UACGCGAUUGGCUCCCCGUUUUAAAUUAAAAGCGACCAAUGAAGAGGUGAAAUUCUGUUACCGUGGCAACGCUUGGAUGACGUAUAAGGCGAGCCGUGACGGAAAGACAUCCAGUUGAUCACCUGAUUCCGUACUGUAAAGAUGGAAGUUAGUUUCUGCACAUCGAGAGAGAAAUUGCAAGAUAUAACCGUCGUCCUUUUCGAUUUAGAUGGAACACUAAUCGAUACCAAAGGAGCCGAUCGCGAAGCGUGCUAUCAGGUCAGUCGUUAUUUGGAAAUUCAAGGCAUUAAAAAGAACUUAGCUCGUGAAAUCACAGACAAGUUUUACGAUUACAUAAGAGCUAGACCUCAGGAUCCUGUUAAGAAUAGAUGGGACGUGGACACGUGGAGAACCAUGAUAUGGGCCGAAGCUUUAGGUCCUAAAUUGAAGCGUUACGCGGCUAAUUGCUAUAACAUAUGGAAACAAGAUCGCUUGGAAUACAUUAAUCUAACCGACGAUGUCGUAAAUAUGUUAGUAGAGCUUAGAAACAGAUACAAAUUAGGUCUGAUUACUAAUGGACCAUCGAACGCACAGUGGGAAAAAAUAAAGCGUAUAGAAGGACAAAAGUACUUUGAUAUUAUUAUUGUAAGUGACGAUUGGGAUGUAGAAAAACCCGAUCCGGCUAUCUUCGAAAUUGCUUUCCGAAAUCUCGACGUAUCCCCCAAAGAAUGCAUUAUGGUCGGGGACAAGCUAUCGACUGAUGUGGAGGGUGGAAUCUGUGCCGGAGUAGGUGCUACUAUCUGGUGUUCUACCAAAGAUCCCUGGGAUACGCCGGAACCGAAACCAGACUUUAUCGUAGCGGAUGUAUCCGAAAUUAUGGACCUUCUGCCGAAAGUACGUCGUAAAUCUUUAAGGUCGUCGAGAGGUAACCUUUUGUUUCCUUUAUCGACCGAUUCGGUGAAAUUUGGUAACUCCUCGCCUCUAUUAGGAUGGAGAGGUUAAGUUUUCGAAGGAAAAAAAUCGUUUACUUUUAGUUAGCUUUGUGCCCAUGGCCUUCCAGAUAAUUUAUUUAAGCACGUCCUAAAACAAUUAUUAGCCAGUGCCUCCUAAAAGUCUUCCAAAAUAAAAGGAUAGACUGUUGUUAUUAUUAAUCAUUCGAAUUGGCCCUGUGAUCGGUAAGCUAUCGUAAUUUUAAACGCGUAAAUAUGUAAAAGGGGACCAAUAAAGCCGAAAACGGCAUUGUCAUUACCCCUUAUAUUAUAUGCGAAAAAAACCACUAUAUCUAGUCCACCUGUAAUUAUCGGAAUGGACUAUAUAUAUAUAUUUAUUGCUUACAAAUGUAUAGUGUAUAAAAUAUUGUUGUAUUUGUAAAUGAAUGUGGCUUGUUGCUUUAAACUUUCCACUGUAAUUUUAUUUUGUAUCCUCCAUUCAUCAAAUCAAUAAAGAACAUCUUUGGUAUUUUGAUAUUUAACAUAAA
This is a messenger RNA of Centruroides sculpturatus (bark scorpion), 1456 nucleotides long. Its product is annotated as N-acylneuraminate-9-phosphatase-like. Gene Ontology annotation, molecular function: hydrolase activity. The transcript is spliced from 2 exons. Bases 142 to 981 code for a protein of 279 amino acids. NCBI's taxonomy places the organism in Eukaryota, Metazoa, Arthropoda, Arachnida, Scorpiones, Buthidae. The record is from RefSeq and is a predicted model, not a curated record.